Messenger RNA from Ceratosolen solmsi marchali, 595 nucleotides. It is a transcript of the gene Mocs2A, whose product is annotated as Molybdenum cofactor synthesis 2A. Gene Ontology annotation, biological process: Mo-molybdopterin cofactor biosynthetic process. Gene Ontology annotation, cellular component: molybdopterin adenylyltransferase complex. Lineage: Eukaryota; Metazoa; Arthropoda; Insecta; Hymenoptera; Agaonidae. The record is from RefSeq and is a predicted model, not a curated record. Bases 296 to 595 code for a protein of 99 amino acids. The transcript has a single exon.
AUAUCGCUUCCUCCACUAAUACCAGCAAUUUCAAAUCAAUUGUCAUGCAAUGCUAAGUAUGGGUCUAAGUAGGACUAAACUAACCUAAGAGAAACGUUGGGUAAGAAAUUGUCGAGUUUGGUCGAGUUGUAUUCGCUCUUUAUCACUGUCAUUAAGAUUAUUCGUUCCACCUUGUUUCCUCGCUACUCAUUAUAUAAGGUCGUAGAAUAAGUAUUUUACGUAGCUCGCAUUGGAAAGAAGGGAAAGCAGAUAACGAUGUCGAUAUAUUAUUCGUUAGACUGGAAUAGUCGCUCGGAUGUGGAUGGAAAUGAGCGAGAAUACCACAGGAAAAAGUGCUCGCGUGAAAAUCUUAUUCUUCGCGAAAGCACGUGAAUUGUCAGGAUUUAAGGAGUCGGAGAUUGUUGUGCCGGUCCUCAUCUCAUUUAUCGAGCUAAAGGACCAGGUAAUCGAGAUUUUCAAUUUGGAAACCAUUCGAGAUAUCGUGAUAUUGGCUGUUAAUGAAGAGUUCGUCGAACCCGACGCUUUUCUCAAAUUGACCGAGAAGGACGAAAUAGCAGUUAUUCCACCGCUUAGCGGAGGUACGAGUUUUUCUUAA